Molecule: messenger RNA, 1566 nt
Organism: Trachemys scripta elegans
Lineage: Eukaryota; Metazoa; Chordata; Testudines; Emydidae
Gene: IL11RA
Product: interleukin 11 receptor subunit alpha
Exons: 6
Coding region: 513-1139 (208 amino acids)
Molecular function (GO): protein binding
Source: RefSeq, a predicted model, not a curated record
GGGGGGAUCCUGGCUGCGAGAGCCAUUGGCACAGUGCUGGAGCUGGGUUCAGAGGCCGUUCUCACCGCGUCACUGCGGCUCGGCUCGGCUCUGCUGCCCUGCGAGCUCCCCGCGGUGUAACUCGAAACCUCCGGUGGGGCUGGGAGAAAUCCGGGGGCACUCAGGCCAGGCCAACUCCUCGACACAGCUGUGUGGCUCCGGGCUGUGACAGAUGUCAGGCCGAGGGCUGGACUUACGCUGACCCGUAUGGGGUGGCCACUCGCACAUUCCCGGCCAUUCCAGUACUUCUGGGAACCACCUGGGCCUGCCCCUGCCGGUGUGACCGACCCCCACCAGCGCGAGCUCGGGCGCACGGUGCAGGCGAGAUCCGGCCGGUGGGGGCGGAGCAGGGCUCUCUUUAAAAGGGAUGUAGUGUUGCUCUGGAUUGACGCCAUCUGAAUCUCCCCGCCACCCUCCCCUUCCUUGGCCUCUUUGAGACAGUGAGCAUCAGACCCAGCGGCCUCGUGGAUUUCAUGAGGGUCCUGAGUCAUGUUUCGGUGCAUGGAGCCUGGCUUGGCUGCUGCCAUCCAGCCCCCCGCGCGCUAAGCGCAGGAAUCUGGUCCAGGGGGUUUGUUCCGACUCUCGCAGAAGGCAGUGGGGACGUUGACGUCCGGGGGCCGUUCGGUCGCAUGCAUGCGCUUGGACAAGGCUGGAUGUGCACUCCCACCCCCGGCCUCAGAAGGGUGAUGGUGCUUCUGGCUGCAGCCCUUGUGUCGGCCUCGGUGGCUGCAGGGGAAGGCUGGCGAGAGGAAGGUGUGCAGUACGGCCAGGUGGGGGCGGACGUCGUCCUGUCGUGUGCCAGCGCCCCCGGACGCUCGGGGGUGGAGUGGCGGCGGGACGGGGCGGCCACGCUCCCAGAGGGCUGCGUCCUGCGGGAUGGCGACCUGCUGCUGCCACGGGCCGAGCUCGCUGCGGGAGGAGCCUACAGCUGCCACGACGGGACCGGGCAGCUCCUCCGCUCCAUCUCCCUCCGGCUGGGCUACCUGCCCGGGAUCCCCUCCGUCACCUGCCGAGCUUCUGACUACGAGAAUUUCUCCUGUUCCUGGACACCCAGUGUGGAGACGUUCCUCCCCACCAGAUACAUCACCACCUACCGGUAGGGCUGGGCCAUGUGUGCGGGGUAGGUGGGGGGGGUGGGGAAUGCCACUCGCUUUGGGGCGUUAGCCACAGUGGCCUCGCCCGGCCUCAGCUCAGGGAACACCUUUGGUUCUCCCUGCAGACGGGAUUCCUUGUCACGUCCUGGCCUCGAGCGCUGUGUAGCGUUCCCACGCACUGCGUUCCACCCCAGACUUGGCUGCAUUUCAGGGGAGAUGCAGAGUCCAACCUUGUUUAUGCAAAUGAGAUGGGGGGGCAUAAAAGUAUUGUUGAUGAAUGGCUCCGGGUUUGGCUGGUUCCCAAGACGCCUGGAGGCGUUUCGUCCCCGGGAGUGUUAUGCUUAUAAGAAACACAUGGGAUCUUUUUCAGGGGAAAAGGCAACACGCUGCAUUUAUUGAAAAUACAACAGUUAGCAUAUGCCUUUAAUCACAC